This is a messenger RNA of Cuscuta epithymum, 1957 nucleotides long. The record is from the annotation of a GenBank genome assembly. Lineage: Eukaryota; Viridiplantae; Streptophyta; Magnoliopsida; Solanales; Convolvulaceae.
CACGUUGGGAAGAAAUGGGUCUGAGUUGGGGCUCCCUAUUUGUGCGACUUCAGCGGCAACUGGGAGUACUGGUCGGAACUACUUCAGCGGUAAUUUCAUACCAUGACGCACGUCCCAAGCAUGACUUGAGGACUGGAUUUUGCAGCAUAUAUAUCCAGUACGAGUAACUGAACUACAACUCUCACGUAAAGCAGCAACUUCCAGUCCUCAGCAAAAUACAGACUAUCAAUUUUCAGCCAUGGGAAGAUACCGCGAGGGCAAGAAAAAGGGAGCUACCCGAAAACUGAAAAACCCAACUAAGUUACUAAGUCCAGCAACAGCAAAUGGAAUCGGGAAAAAUUCAAUGAGCAAUCACGCUGUGAAUCCGAUCCUUCAAGGACCAUCAAUUGCUGCUGGAGGUCAUGUGGGAUGCUUUCGUAGCCAAAAACUGCAUUCACAAAUUGAAAUCAUUGAUAUUUCUUCAAGCUGUCCGGAAAGUCAGUUCAAGAAGGUUGGGGAAGAUCAGGUAGCUACUCCCUCACAAGGUUCUAGCCCGGUUCCGGGUUUCAAAGGCCACAAUGAAAAGGAGUGUGACUACGCUAACGUUAAUGGGAUUGAGGAUAUAAAAGAUGCAUUCGAUAAUCUGGCUAAUCUGAUCAAAAGCCAAAAUCCAAAUAUUUCUUUUCAGUUGAGUCCUUCCGGUGUUCCCCUUAUGAUAACCAAUGCAGCAACUCUCAUGCUCCCAUCCAUUCAAAAGAAGGAAGACAGUGCUAUGCUUCACGAAAUGGCAAUUAUCACAAAAGGAGAGGCAUGUGAAAGAGACCAAAAUGAUACUCACAUAAAAAAGAGUUUGUUCUCUAAAUUUGAGCAAUGCGACAACAACAAUUUCUAUAUCAACUUUAAGCCUUUUCCUUGCAUUCCCAAUGGCGGGACUUCUACCGGAUUUGUUAUACCAAAAUGGGUUCCAAUUUCAUUUACUCCUCCUGCAGACAUGACUAUGGAUGAAAUUGAUGUUGCAUUACUUUCAUAUAUUUUCAUGAGGGAUGAGAAUAAUGACUAUGGGAGUGAAGUUCUUAUCAGCACAAGGUAUGGUGACGGAGAUCGAAAAACAUUGAACACCCUCAUGCCUAAGGCUUGGAUUGACCAAGAGGUUCUUAAUUUGUUGGCAUGUAAGCUUACAUAUGAGGACAUUCACUUUGCACCAUUUUCGACUAUGUGGUUCCUACCAACUAUGUUUUCACAAUAUGUGUUGGACUGGGAUUACGAACCUGAAAUUUUGAAAGGCUUCUAUCAACGUGAUUUCAUGGGAAAAGUUGACUGUUUGAGAAAGAUUUUCAUUCCCAUAAAUGAUCAAAAUGUGCACUGGUAUUUGUUGAUUGUUGCAUUUGACAAAAGAAUGUUGAUUUUGUUGGACUCUUAUCCUUCGGAAGGAAGAAGGGAACAUAGACGUCACUCCGUUACGAAACUGGCUAGUUUUCUUGACAAAAUGUUGGAUGAAAAUGAUAUACCUUCAAAUCCAAAUAUGAUAUAUCUAGCUUCACUUUGGUUGAGCCAAAAGGUCUUCCGCGUCAACAAUUUGGAUCUGAUGAUUGUGGAGUAUGGGUAGCGAAGUGGAUGAUAGAGUGCGCUUCUCGUGAAGAUUUUUAUCAAGUAUUUGUUCGUCCUGACUCAAGGCUGCGUAUUGCGAUUGAUAUGGUCACUCACCCUUUCAAUGGCUUGAGAGAGAAUGUACAAGAAAAAGCAAUUGAGUAUUGGACUAAGCUAAAGAGGCGGAGGGAUGCUACUUAUGAUGUCUAAUACUUAUCUGUCAUUACGAAGUUCAAGUUAUUUAAGGGCUUACUGGCUUUGCUUUACUUAUGUCGAACUCUAUUUCUUUUGCACCAAUUUAGUAUUGACUUUGAACAUCGUGUUGUUUUAUCGAAUUUGUGUCAUUGUGAUACAUUUUCUAUUGUUAAUGAAAGUUCACUUUCUGUUUAAA